Molecule: messenger RNA, 2301 nt
Organism: Argentina anserina (silverweed cinquefoil)
Lineage: Eukaryota; Viridiplantae; Streptophyta; Magnoliopsida; Rosales; Rosaceae
Product: protein REPRESSOR OF SILENCING 3
Exons: 4
Coding region: 81-2012 (643 amino acids)
Cellular component (GO): nucleus
Molecular function (GO): RNA binding
Source: RefSeq, a predicted model, not a curated record
UUAAAGACAAGGGCCCAAAGGCCCAAAGCAGUAGGGUUUAUCCAUACAGAGGCAUAGAGCUCAAGUGAAGAAAAUCGGAGAUGGCAAACGAAAAGGAGCGAAUAUUCGUGGGGGGAUUGGGAUGGAGCGUGACGGAAGACGAUCUGGAGAGGCUGUUCACCGGCGUCGGAGGAAGCGUCGAUGGGAUCGAUGUAAUUAGAACCAAAGGCCGUAGCUUUGCUUACGUCGACUUCUCGCCUGCCUCAGACAAGUCCCUCUCCAAGCUCUUCGCCGCGUAUAAUGGGUGCGUGUGGAAGGGUGGGAAGCUCAAGGUCCACAAAGCUAAAGAACACUAUCUUGUUCGUAUGAGACGAGAAUGGUCUGAACAACAACAAGAUGCUCAACUCGCUGCUGCAGAGAAUACCACCCAAGAAGCUAAAACUGCCUCACAGAAUAGCACCAAGCAGCUUCGCUUGUUCUUUCCUGCUCUAAGAACGGUGAAAGCUUUGCCCUUUAGUGGAACUGGCAAGCACAAAUAUAGUUUCCAAAGGAUUCAACUUCCUUCUGCCCCCCUUCAUUUCUGUGACUGCCAAGAGCACGCCGUGACUAGCCCUUCUCCUGCCCAACUAAAUCAAUUAUCUGACCAUGUUAUCAAUGACAGGGAGCUUAACAUAAUGAAUAAAGUCAUGGACAAGCUCUUACAAAAGGAAAUUCAACAUGUUUCUGAUUAUGCUGAUCACAAUGUUUCUCUGCCUGGUCAACAACAUGAUGAAGCAGAGGCAGAGGAAGAUGACCUCAUAAUUAAUAUUGUGUCAAAUAAACAAGAAGAAGACAUACUUUCGGCAUUGCAGGAAUUGAGAUCCAGUGGAACACAGGUGUGCACAAAGAGUAUUCCACCUCCUAACAAAAAGAGAAAAUCCCUUCUCAUCAAUAAAUACAAUGAAGAGGAAUUGGAGUCUGAUAUCCCUGGCGGAAGGACGGAUUCUAAAUCUCAUUCAAAUAAACCCUUUGGAGCUCAACCAGAACUGGGUGUCCAACAAUCAACUGCAACGGUUUCAUGGUCUCAGAAAUGUUCAUGGAGACAACUUUUCAGUCAGAGGGACCACAAUGGGUUCAGUGUCUCCCAUAUACUGACAGGCAAAUCUACUGACCAUACGGAACUUGAAUGUGGCACUUCUGACAUGCAACAAUCUGACAGGAGAAACCAGGACCUGGCAAGUAAUGAAAACUCAGACAGCCAGCCCUCUGGGAUAGAGUCACUUGAGGGAAGUGCAGAAGAUACAUCUUCCAAGUCGGUAUCUGACUCAUAUGAGACAGGUAUUCCUUCAUUGCAUCAGGAAUUAUCAUUGACAAAAUUGACUGAUGGGACUUCCGGGAGUGUAACUGAACAGGCAAACUCUGGUGCUUUUGAAGUUCCCCAUUCUAACAGCAAAAAACAGGACUCGGCAAGAGAUGGAAACUUAGAAGGCCAGCUCUGUGAGAUGCAGCCAGUGGAGGAAAAUGCAGAAUCUCAACCUCAAAAUGCUCUAGGAAACUCAAAUAAGUCAGGUAGAGGAGCUUCAUGGUGCCAGAAAUCGUCCUGGACACAAUUAAUCAAUGACAAUACUGCAAGGUCAUUCAGCAUAACACAAAUUUUACCAGCUGGUAUCUCUUUCAAGCAGCAAGGAUUCCAAAAGCCGAGAGGUGUAGAUGUCAUGAGCUCUUUUGGCAGCAAGCUCACGGAGACGGUAAAGCAAGAUAAGAAUAAUCUUACUUGUAGAGUGUCCUCUUCUUCAGGGAUUGCUGAAAAGGAGGGGAAUGGUUUACCACGGCAUACUCCUGAAGAGAAUCAACAGAUUAUUGCUGGCAAUGACAUUGCUUCUUCUUCAGACAUGGGGAAAGAGUGUGAUUUUACACCAACACCAGCAGCUACAGGAACUGUUAACAAAGGUAAAACCUGCUUAUUUGUCAGAAGUGCUGCUUCAUUAAAUGAAUGGGCAAAAACUAAGGCUGCUCUAAGUGGUUCACGGAAAAGAAAGAACACUGACAAGUAGAUGAUCUGAGAACAGAAAACUAUUUCUCUCUGGGAUAUGAUACUUGCACCAAUCCAAGUUCACACUAGGAUUGCCCAAUACAAAUUAGUUCAAAGGUUUUAGUUGAUGUUAAAUAAUCUAGGUAGCCAUACAUGAAUUAUUAUUUCGCCCUUGGCAUUGGCAGCAUUCUGUAUUGGUGACCUAGGUAGCCAAAAAUGAGUUAUUAUCUUGCCGUUAGCAUUAGCAGCAUCCUGUAUCGGCAUUCUUGUUUUUCUAAAUUCUUGUUUAUCUGAUGCCCUGAGAUUCUCUG